UGUAUAUAGUAGUGUUGAAUGCACAAUCACCGAGUUCAAAAGUGAGCUGCAUAGAGCAGACCAACGCGACCAUUAUUCAUCCGCUACCGUCAAUGACUAUCGUACACGUCUGAAUUAUGGCGAUAAACGAUAGACCUGCCAUAGGUACACAAAAUGCCACUCAAGGUGAACCCGCCCAAGAGGGAGGUUCAAUUGUUGCGGACGAUGCCCUCUCUAUUUCAGAUGGUGACCAUGAUGUUGAAGAUUAUGGGAGCGAUUCAGAUUCAGACUCGGCUGAAAGUACCGCGAAGCUCGAUCUCUUAGCUACUGCUGUGCAUGUGAACAACUUUGAGGACACCCCGUCAGACUUCUCCAUAGAGGACGAGAGCUUGGAACCAAGCUUAGAUGUCCAAGCUACACACACUCAACUAACCGAAUAUACUACUACCAAAAAAGAGGCUGUCGAGGGUGUUGUCAAUAAAGACGACAUCAUACGAGAACAGGAGGUGGUUAUGGACAAGUACUUUGAGACCUUUGAGACCUACCAAUGUAAUGUGCGCAGUAGACAGUGCUGUAUCAAGUCCUUGCGUACCUUGAAGAACAUGAAGCGGUGUGCCAAAUCGAGCGAUGACUGUACUAUUACCAAUGCCAUUGGGGGCAUACCCAGCUUCCUCAAAGCGAGUCUAAUGUCCAGUAAAACACCAAUGUAUAUGGUCAAAGAACUAUCCUCGGAUCUGCUGUCGGAUACUGCCUCGGCUGCUAGCACUGCCAGCGAUACAAUCCACAUGACCGAACCCGUAAGCAAAGCAAAGCGCAUGUCUUCUGGGGUGAUGAAGUGUGCGGCAUCUAGCGGCAAAGAUCUAUUGUCAUUUACUGCUAAGACUGGGAAGUCUAUAGUGCACCAUACAAAGGCUACUGGGAAGGAUAUCACAGAGGCAUCUAUAGAUAAGAUACAGGAUGCUAUCGCAUUAAUACACACUGACUCGAAAGGGAGUCUUUCAGACUCAAAAGCAAAUCCUUCCACUGCGUAUGAUCCUAGCAAAGAAAACAAAGGUCAAGCCCAACAAACCGUGCCUGUACAGGAAUCUCAGGCACCUAUUCGCACAACGAAAUGUGAGAGAAUUCGAAGUAAGGCUAACAAACCUGCAAAGUACGCUGUCGAUGUGGUGCUUGCUGAAGAUGCAGUAACGAAUACUGUCGUUGAUGUUGACCAGCUGUCGAGCACAAGCUCAGAGGCCUCGCUGUCAGAUAGUUCGUCUCUGCCAGCGGAGAGCACCGAGAUUGACUACCCAACCGAAUAUGACCCAGAACUGGUUGAGUUGCUAGUCAGAUACACAACUUCGGCCUACUGCCCUCUGCACUCGGGCAGCUGUGUGGUGUGUGGGUGCGAUGAAUCUCUACCGCCUGACUUCGAGGCCACCAAACGAGUAUCUGAUGUCAAGUACGAUGCGAGUGGCUUCGUGGGUGUGCAGAGCGACGACCGCAAUCUGAUUAUUUGCUCAUUCCGUGGCACUAAAAGCAAGACCAACUGGGGGAAUAAUUUCAAGGCUGUGUACUGGAGUGCGCGGUCGGUGGGCUUUGAUGAGGCUCCGCGAGACGCGUUUGUGCACCUGGGUUUCUGGAAUACGUUUGCGAGUAUCGCGGAUGAAGCGCUGGAGGAGGUUGUGCGACUGAAGGGGUUGUAUCCAGACCAUUUGGUGUGUGUUACUGGGCAUUCUCUCGGGGGAGCACUGGCAACGUACUGUGCGCUGAAACUCGCGCUCAUAGGUAUCGAGGUGGCGGGGUAUACCUUUGGACAGCCCAGAACUGGCAAUGGAAAGUGGGCUGCGUAUUUCGACAAGCAUGUGCCUCACUUCUUUAGAAUCGUGAACAACUAUGAUGUAGUACCUCAUCUGCCGGUACGAGCUACCGGGUAUACUCAUAUAGGGAAACAGCUAUGGUUCACGUAUCAAAUCAAAGGGAAGGAGGCGAAGCUGAUCAAGACGAACCAAAACAACGUACAUUUGACAGACAAGAUGAACAGAUCCGAACUGAAAGUCAAGCCCCUCAAUGGCGUUCCCUUCUACAAACUAAACAUCGUCGACCAUCUGGUGUACUUUGAGCGUGUCACUGGUCGCGCUAAAGUCUGCAAACCAGGUACUGAGGAGGCUCUUCCCAAGCGUAAGUACGGCCCUGUAACCCUGUUUGAGAAGUCGUUCUGUGACUUUAUCAGCAAUCCCCAGCACUCCACCCUCCUGCUGGUGUACACGUGUCCCGCACAGAGCCCCGCGUGGAAGCAACAUCCAGGCAGGAAACGGUUGCGAGAGCUCGACAAACGCUACAGGCAUGAGAAGCAAAAUCUUUUGUUUGCCGAGAUCAAUACUGCCAGAGAGACAGUGCCGCCGAUGUUCAGGAUUGAGGAUGUCGAAUAUGAUAGCGUGGUAGGGGGUAGCGGUACAGUCGUCAGUGACGAUGUCAUGUCUCGGUAUUCACGCUUAUGGUUAGUACAUAACAAAGAAGGACGAUUGAAUGAGAAGUGUGCGAAGGUGGUGGAAUAUGAGCCCAAGCAUGCUGUUAACUUUUGUGAGAAACACGUUAAGGCUUGCAAGAAAAAGGUUGUGAACUUCAGAGAGGAGCUAGUAUGGAAAACUGGUCAGUCGUGUCAUAAAUUGGCGCACAGGUCAAGUCGGUCGCGUGACUCCGAUAAAAUGCAUGACUCCGUCCAGGAAAUUGACGUAUAAUAAAUAAUUGGCUUAGCUGAGUUGAUCAAAAUCCUUUUGGAAUGUGACUAUGAGAGCGCAAUUGUUUCACCUACAACACAUAACGCAACCAUUCGUCGUAUUUUUGUUUUUUGAAGUGCAUAUUCUCAAUAU
Messenger RNA from Sphaeroforma arctica JP610, 2831 nucleotides. RefSeq lists its product as hypothetical. The coding region runs from base 117 to 2699 and encodes 860 amino acids. Gene Ontology annotation, biological process: lipid metabolic process. Lineage: Eukaryota; Ichthyosporea; Ichthyophonida. The transcript has 2 exons. The record is from RefSeq and is a predicted model, not a curated record.